Molecule: messenger RNA, 2064 nt
Organism: Candoia aspera
Lineage: Eukaryota; Metazoa; Chordata; Lepidosauria; Squamata; Candoiidae
Gene: COG8
Product: component of oligomeric golgi complex 8
Exons: 5
Coding region: 52-1899 (615 amino acids)
Biological process (GO): intra-Golgi vesicle-mediated transport
Cellular component (GO): COG complex
Molecular function (GO): peptide deformylase activity
Source: RefSeq, a predicted model, not a curated record
GGAGCGCCACGGUUGCCAUAGCGAUCACUUCCUGGUCCACGUCGCGGAGCGAUGGCGGCCUCGGAAGCGGCGGCGGCGACGGGGGGCGGCGGGGCGGACGUGGAGGAGGCGAGCCUGCUGGCCUGGCUGUUCCGUGCGUCGCCCUCGGCGGUGCCGGCGGGGGACGCGGAGCUGCCGGCCUACCUGGCGGCGCUGUCGGGGCUGGGCCUGGAGGCGCUGCGGCGGGAGCCCGGGCGGCUGGAGGAGGAGCGGGCGCAGCUGGGGGCGCAGACGCGGGCUUUGGCCUUCGCGCACUACAAGACCUUCAUCCGGUCGGCCGAGUGCACCGCCGAGACGCGCCGCGGCUUCGGCGGCAUCGAGCAAGGCCUGGGCCGCUUGCUGGACCGCCUGCCGUCCUUCGCCGAGGCCUGCCGGGGCUUCAUGCGCGACGCCGAGCGGAUCGCGCAGAGCCGCCGGAUGAACAACGUGACGCUGAACCGCCACACGGAGGUCCUGGAGGUGCUGGAGAUCCCGCAGCUGAUGGACACCUGCGUCCGCAACAGCUACUACGAGGAGGCGCUGGAGCUCGUAUCCUACGUCCGCCGCCUGGAGAAGAAGCACACCGGCAUCCCCGUAAUCCAGGGUAUAGUGGCUGAGGUGCGCCAGUCCACGCAGCUCAUGCUGAACCAACUGAUCCAGCAGUUACGCACGAACAUCCAGCUGCCUGCUUGCUUGCGAGUCAUUGGCUACCUGCGCUGCAUGGAUGUGUUCACGGAGGCUGAACUGCGCAUCACUUUCCUGCAGGCAAGAGACUUCUGGCUCCACUCCAUCCUUGCAGCUGUGCCUGACGAUGACCCCUACACGCACAUCACAAAAACUAUAGAGGCCUGCCGUGUGCAUCUCUUUGACAUUGUCACACAGUACCGUGCCAUAUUUGCAGAUGAAGAGCCACUGGUGCUGCCCCUGGGGAAGGACACCCUCAAUGAGAGUGCCCUCUUCCAUGGGUGGGUGCUGCAGAAAGUCUCACAGUUUCUUCUGGUUCUUGAGCGAGACCUACAGCGUGGUGUGGGCAACCGCCUUGACUCUUUGCUGGGCCAGUGCAUGUACUUUGGCCUGUCCUUCAGCCGGGUAGGCGCAGACUUCCGGGGCCAGCUUGUUCCUAUUUUUCAGCACGUGGUGCUCCUUGCCUUCAAGAAAGCUAUGCAGGAGGCUGUAGAGCAAUUCCAGGAAGAAAUGAACUCCUACACGUUGAUCUCUGCACCAGCCCUCCUGGGCAGUGCAGUCUCUGUGGCGAUGCCUUCUGCCCAGCCGGGCACCUUGCAGCCCCCCCUGGUGCUACUAGACUUUCCCCCCCUGGCCCACUUCCUCAACAACAUCCUGGUGGCCUUCAACGAUUUGCGUCUCUGCUGUCCUGUUGCUCUUGCCCCAGAUGUGGCAGCUCUCCUGGAGGACACGCUCAGCCAGAGUGUAAAGAUUAUUCUGGCUUUCCACCGGGCAGAGGCGGCAGCAUUCAGCAGCCAAGAGCAGGAGCUGUUCGUUCGGUUCUGCACAGCAUUCCUGGAAGACUUGGUGCCGUACCUCAACCGCUGUCUCCAGCUCCUCUUCGCUCCAGCCCAGAUUGCACAGAUUCUGGGCGUUCCUGCUGCUCAGGUCCGUAAACACGGAGGCCUCAGCUGCGUGGAUGAGGUGGUGAUCCAGGAGCUUCUGGGCUCGGUCCUCCCUGAGAAAGAGACUGUUCUCUCUCCAGCCGAGGAGAAGGGGACAGCCCGAGAACGCCCGCAACUUCCCCUGGACUUGGGGCUCCCUGGCUCAGAGCAGGAAGCAGGUCCCAGCCCUGCCGUCUCUGCCCCUCAAGCUGCAGAGAAGAGCCCCCUUUCUGAGGAUGCACAGCCAUUCAGUGGGGUUCCCGCAACAGGAUAGCCUGGGGGGGUCACCCACUGAGGAGCAUCUGCAGGCAUCCCCCCUCCCCCACAGCCACGGCAAGGGCAGCGCUUGGCUGCUGGUGCUGCUGCUGUGUGGAGAAAGAUGGCAUGGCUGCCUUGGCCAAGCAGGGUGCGGAUGUGAGGAUGAGAACUGCGAGAAUAA